AUGAAGCUCAUCGACCUGAUCGUAACGCUCUGCCAUCUCCUCCUUAUUACCGAAGCCGUCCCAGUGAACACAGAGGAGGGUUGCGCCACACGACCAUGCCACGAAAAGCAACUUGAGACUAGAAGCAGAACUAAAUGCGACCACCCUUCGAAAUACACCGUGCAGUGGUUCAUCGAGAACGCGACAAAGCGGCCCGAACCUACAUCAUGUCUCUUUUACACGCGCGGCUUGAGCAGAGCGGCGCGUCGCUACGCGAAGUCGAGAUCUAGGGACGAGGGGCCUCCUCUCACAACGAUAUGGGAUGUGUGGCCCAAGGAGUACUAUAGCAAGAGAAUCACGACCACCAAUCCAUUACGAUGUAUCAUGCAGAACAAGGAAACGCAAACACAGUAUUACUAUAGCAUGUCCGAAGCUUUCGCCUCCAUGUGCUAUGUCUUCGCUACCGUCAUGGACAAAAGCAUCGCACGCGACGCAGCGACAGCAAAUGACGUUAACCAGCACGGCCUUUGGUUUCACGCGGAGUUUCCAACUCUGCAACGGCUCAAGAAGAUCACCAUGAUCGAAGCAAUAUCGGAAGAUGGAGGGAAAAGGCUCACGUAUUGGACGAGCCUAGAUAUGUUUGCAACCAGUACGCAUCAUGAAGACGUAAUUGACCCUCGGGACAAACGCGUAGAGAACUCAGAUUCGGACCGGGAUCAGUCGAUAGCUGAUGAUUUGUUGAUUGAGGAAUGGGACAUGGACACGUAG
Messenger RNA from Alternaria atra, 747 nucleotides. RefSeq lists its product as uncharacterized. The record is from RefSeq and is a predicted model, not a curated record. Bases 1 to 747 code for a protein of 248 amino acids. The transcript is spliced from 2 exons. Lineage: Eukaryota; Fungi; Ascomycota; Dothideomycetes; Pleosporales; Pleosporaceae.